AUGGCAUGGUUUACUGCCCUGAUGGCACAGCAGAAUGACUCAAAGCUCAAUGAGGCGGACGGCAAGUCCGCCAGCGAGCAGAUGUCUGGCUCUUCCGGGCAGGAUGCAUUAGAAAAGGAUGCCGCUGCGGAAAUGGCUGCUCCAUAUGGCACUCGCUCUCGCAACAGACCACGUCCCAAUUACGCAGAGGACAACUACGACGUGGAGAUGUAUGACUAUGAUGCUGAGAAAAAUCAGAAUGACACCAAACGGCCAUCGCGGCAGUCUAAUGGCGCGAGCAAUGGUGAGAACGGCCGCGCGAAUGCGGCUUCACGCAAAUCUCUGGGUGAUGAUGCCAAAGCUGGGUCGUCGCAGAAUGGUGGUGGUUCCAAGGAACAGACCUCCAGCGGUGGUGGCACAGGAACGCCGCAGGCGACCCAUGCAUCCUCCUCCUCCACCACCACCACUACCACCACCAACAACGCGUCGCAGCCAUCGAGGAAGCGCAAGGCUGGCAAUGCAGCAAACCAGCAAACCAAGGACACGGCGGCAUCGUCAACGAGGAAAACGGGCAAUUCGGCGCAGACCUCCUCGUCCGCCUCCUACCCCGAGUCAAAUGUGCUGACAUUUUCAAAUUGCAAGGCCCGCCCGCAGAACGGGCGGCUGGUGGCCGAUGAUGGGACGGUGUUGGAGGCAAAUGAUCAUGUGUACCUCGUCUGUGAGCCGCCUGGAGAGCCGUACUAUCUGGGGCGCAUCAUGGAGUUUCUGCACCCGCAGAAUGACACCUCCAAGCCGGUCGAUGCGCUGCGCAUCAAUUGGUUUUAUCGCCCCCGGGACAUCGGCCGCAAGGUGCACGACACGCGCAUUGUGUUCGCAACGAUGCACUCGGACAUCAGUCCCCUGACAGCACUCCGAGGAAAGUGUCAGAUCCGGCACAGGGUGGAGAUAAAAAACAUGGAUGAGUAUCGUCGCACGCCGGACAAUUUCUGGUUCGAAAAGCUCUACGACCGCUACAUCCAGAAAAACUACGACCUGAUCCCGACGUCGGGCAUUGUCAACGUGCCGGAAAAAGUAAAAAAGGUCCUCGACGAGCGCUGGAAGUUUGUCUUGGUUGAGCAGGGUCGAGGCAAAGAGCUGACUAGCGCCGUCAAGUCCUGCAAGAGAUGCACUGGCUACUGUGCAAGCAAUGACUCUGUCGAUUGUGCUGUCUGCCAGCAAACCUAUCAUAUGAACUGCGUGAAGCCGCCGCUCUUGAAAAAGCCUUCUCGAGGAUUUGCCUGGUCAUGUGCCGCCUGCAGCAGAGCUCAAGAGCGCAAACUUGAGGCUCGCCAUACGCCUAAUCUUGCCGUGGACGGCGACGAUGACGAGCUUAUGGAGGACGAUGAGGAUGACAUCCAAAUUGGUGGGACUGGGGGCACCACUCCUGCGGAGGAUGCCGAGCCUCAUCACCAAGGCACCGCCGAGCAAAUUUACCAGGCAAGCCUCUGGCCAUGGAGAUAUCUGGGCAUGCACUGCAAGCCCGAAGACGCUCUCGACUAUGAUGAUCGUAUCUACCCGCGCGCAAGCACCAGAAUUGGACCUCGUCACCAGGCCAACGUGGGGCCCUGGCCUGGACGAACUGUGCAGUACGUUAAACCACCCGAGACGAGGAGGGGCGGACGGAAAGACGCCAAAGCCAAUAGGGAGGCACAAGCUGCCCAGGCUGCCGAUUUGUACCCGGACGGUAAGCGUCCAAAAUGGGUUCAGGACAUGCCUCCUGGAUACACAUCUCGUGGAGAGGAUUACGUUGACCCUAACGACCCGAACGCAACAUCUGUUCUGCUCUGGAAGCCUCCAACAUCCGAAGAAACCGCCCAAAAAUCAUUAGAUUAUAUGGAGGAAGCAAAGGGACAAGCAGAUAAGCUUGGCCUUCCAAGACGGUCAACUAACUUGCAGGACAUUGCACUGAAUUGCUUGUUCAAAGACAAAUAUAAUCCUGAAAAGGCAAUGAAGGACCUUGCAUCGACUGAGAUCAAAUUGUUCAAGGAACCAUCCCCGUCCGCCAAUGAACUGAAGAAGUUCGAAGAGGCUGUUUCAAAAUACGGCUCAGAACUCCAUCUUGUCAUGAAGCACGUCAAAACAAUGACCCCUGGACAGGUGGUCCGGUUUUACUACACAUGGAAGAAAUCAGACCGCGGGAAGCCAGUAUGGGGCAGCUAUCCAGGACGGAAGGGCAAGAAGGAAGCCAAGAAAGCCGAGGCACUCACCAAGGUUGCGGACGAUGUCGCGCACGACGAUGACGACUCUGCGUUUGAUUCGAGAAAGGCAUCGGAGAAGAAGCGAUCCUUUAUGUGCCAGUUUUGCACAAGCACCAGCUCACGACGUUGGCGUCGUGCCCCAAAUGCCACUCCAGGCCUGGUGAACGAGAAUGGCCUCAAAUCCACAGGAAAGGACAAAGGUAGCCAGUACGUCAUUGCCUUGUGUUCUCGAUGUGCUGAGCUGUGGCGGCGGUAUGCUAUCCGGUGGGAGGACAUCGAUGAAGUAGCCAAGAAGGUUGCUCAGUCAGGAGGCAAAGCCUGGAAGCGCAAGCAAGACGAAGAGCUUCUGAAAGAGCUGCAGGCCGUGAAGGAAAUGGGCCUGCUUGCACCCGAACCUCCCCUGGCAAUCGCAAAUGGCACGCCAGCCGCUAACGGGGGUGAACCACCCCGUAAGAAGCUCAAGAGUGCCGCACCGGAAAAAGAAACCGACUCGGAUGGUGGAAGUACAUCUGGUGGUGUGGUUUCCAAAAAGAAGGAGAAGGCCUCAGAAAAGACCUCAGAAACGUCUCCCCUUCCUGAGAUGCCCAAACCCCGAACUCUUCCUUGCGCCAUUUGCGCCCAAAUCGAGCCGCUCGAUAACCAUCUCUCUUGCCGGGAGUGUCGCCUCCCUGUCCAUCAGAAAUGUUACGGUGUUCUUGAUACAGCGAAGUCCCUUAAUAAGUGGACGUGCGACAUGUGCACUAAUGAUAAGAACCCCCAGGUCUCUAUUCAAUACAAAUGCGUACUCUGCCCGGUGGAACUUACUGAACAUGAUUUUGUUGAGCAGCCGAAGCUCACUCAUCAUAAGAAGAAGAUGUCAGAGAAAGAUCGCGAACGAGAGAAGCUGGAAGUGCAGCAGGCUCGCAAAGCGGCAGAACAUUAUCGCAAAAAGCAAGAAGAGCUGAAUCGACCUGUCAACCCUCGUGAACCCUUGAAGCGGACGGCCGACAACAACUGGGUACACGUAACUUGUGCCGUAUGGACCCCGGAGGUCAGAUUCGGCAAUGCAAAAGCGUUGAUGCCUUCGGAAGGGAUACCCUCCAUCCCAAGAGCACGAUAUGACGAGACCUGCAGUGCUUGCAACGAGAAAGGCGGCGCCUGUGUUUCAUGUCAGCAAUGCCGCCUUUCCUUCCAUGUUGAGUGUGCUCGAAAGCAAGAUCACAUCCUUGGAUUUGAGAUCACGCCAGUUAAAAGCUCUAAGCGAGACCAACACAACAUCGUAUCUAUUCAAGGGGAGAGUGGGACUAUGACGGCAACCCUGUGGUGUAAAGACCACGGUUCGACCAAACCCGCCGUGCAUCAGAUGCACGAAGAGGUGGAUCCCAGCGACUCUAACGAGUCUCUGAACCUGCUCCAAUUCUAUGUGCAAAAUUAUAAGCAGGCAGACCUGACAUUGACUGGCACGGUGCGCAAGGCAAACCUGAUGACCACGGCAGCAAAGAUGUCGGGCACUCUAAUGCAACCAGGAGCUCGGAGAGCCUCGACCAUUCAACCCGUCAACGGGGGAACAUCGCAUGCCCGCAGCGGAGAAGGCGCUGUUUCCUCAACUGACACCCAACCUGCAGGGGAAAAGGUCUGUAUCAGUUGCGGUAUCGAUGUCAGUCCCAAGUGGUGGGCCACAAAUAUAUCACAAGAGCGAGAGCUCACAAAUGGUCACUAUGGCUCGUUGGGAGAUGAGGCAAAGAAGUUUGUGGAACAGAGGAAGUUCCAGUGCCACAAGUGUCGAAAGACGAAUCGCACACCCAAAACUCAUCACCCUCAGCCUACGUCGCUUGUCGCUGAGCCUGCUCGUCCUCCACCGGUCGAGUCAAGCUAUCCUAACUUGACCACUCCGUUGCGAAGCCCCGCGCCCUUGUACACGGAGAGCCGGGAUGUGCGAGCUCCCUAUCAUCAGGUUUGGUCUCAAUCUCCCCCGUCGCACCCAACGCAUCCUUUCGCCGCGCCCGCGCCCGGGCCUGGAGGUCGACUUGUUCGCAUUGGUGAUGCCAGACCCCCCCUCGCCCCUCCUGGCUACCCACCGCCGCCAUCUUCGUCAACUAUCCCGCCAGCAGGGCCUGUAGCACCGCCGCCUAUCCAGCCUCCUCGCGGCAUCUAUGGCGAUUGGGGUCCCCGACCGGGGAAUCCACCAGGACCCCCCUCGCAGCAUUUGAACAAUGGGCCUCCUCUGGCCGGCGGUCCACCUCUGAAUACAAUGUCCUCCUUACGACCUCCACCCAUGGCCGUAUCACCGCCACCUCCUCCCCCAGGACCUCUGCAUCAACCGGCGCCCCAUGGACAUGGAGCUCAGCCCUAUGUGAACGGUUUGCCACCGUCGCCACGCCGCAGCGCUGGCCCACCUCCGCAACCACAAUAUUCUACGCCCUAUGCCCCGGCGCCCGUACCUGGACCACCCCGUCACCAUGGACCUCCUCAUGGGCUGAGCAACGGGGUGCCGCCUCAUAGGCCAGAGCCAUACCAACCUGGCCUGACGCCUCCUAGACCACCAUUCUCUGGGCCGCAUGGUAGCCCACUCGGGGUAGGGCAUACCUUGCCCCCCCCUCAGGAGUCUGCUCCCGUUGGACAUCACCCGCCUAGGAAUGGGCCCGAGUCUCGACCAACAUCGGGGGCAAGUGCAAGUCCCUCUCUCCGCAAUCUGCUCUCUUAA
Messenger RNA from Clonostachys solani, 4899 nucleotides. The record is from the annotation of a GenBank genome assembly. NCBI's taxonomy places the organism in Eukaryota, Fungi, Ascomycota, Sordariomycetes, Hypocreales, Bionectriaceae.